CCUCUCAGUGGUAGCGCGGGGAAAGGCUGGGAAGCCGGCUGGCGAGCGUAGCCUCCGAGGACGCGGAUCCUGCCCCGCCGGGCGGAGGAGAGCUGGAGUUAAGAUCCGAAUCCUCUGAACCCCGGCCGUUGGAGGCCAGAGGCUCAUGGUUAUUUUUCCAUCCCGGUACCGUGACCUGCGUAGAUGCCCAUUGGACCGAUCUGCUGGUUUCAGUCGUUUGUAAAUAGCCGUGGACUAAGGACGAAAUGGUGAUCAGCCCAUGACCUAGACCUCUAGACAAAAUAAAGCAGGGAAAAUUUGCUAGAAUCAAGAAUGAUGGAUCCAUGUUCAGUUGGAGUCCAGCUUCGUACUACAAAUGAGUGCCAUAAAACAUACUAUACUCGUCACACAGGUUUUAAGACUUUGCAAGAAUUGUCAUCAAAUGAUAUGCUUUUACUUCAACUUAGAACUGGAAUGACACUUUCUGGGAACAAUACAAUUUGCUUUCAUCAUGUAAAAAUUUACAUUGACAGAUUUGAGGAUUUACAGAAGUCAUGUUGUGACCCAUUUAACAUACACAAAAAACUAGCAAAAAAGAAUUUGCAUGUAAUUGACUUAGAUGAUGCCACUUUUCUGAGUGCGAAAUUCGGAAGACAGCUUGUACCUGGUUGGAAGCUUUGUCCAAAAUGCACACAGAUAAUCAACGGAAGUGUGGAUGUUGAUACUGAAGACCGCCAGAGAAGGAAACCUGAGUCAGAUGGAAGAACUGCAAAAGCCUUGAGGUCGUUACAAUUUACAAAUCCAGGAAGGCAAACUGAAUUUGCUCCAGAAACUGGUAAAAGAGAAAAAAGAAGACUUACAAAAAAUGUGACCGCUGGUUCAGACAGACAGGUGAUACCAGCGAAGAGUAAGGUCUAUGAUAGCCAGGGGCUCCUCAUUUUUAGUGGGAUGGACCUCUGUGACUGCCUCGAUGAAGAUUGCUUAGGAUGUUUCUACGCUUGUCCUGCCUGUGGUUCUACCAAGUGUGGAGCUGAAUGCCGCUGUGACCGCAAGUGGCUGUAUGAGCAAAUUGAAAUUGAAGGAGGAGAAAUAAUUCAUAAUAAACAUGCUGGAUAACCUGUGGUAUCAAAC
Messenger RNA from Saimiri boliviensis boliviensis (Bolivian squirrel monkey), 1110 nucleotides. RefSeq names its product ARF like GTPase 14 effector protein (gene ARL14EP). The record is from RefSeq and is a predicted model, not a curated record. Lineage: Eukaryota; Metazoa; Chordata; Mammalia; Primates; Cebidae. Gene Ontology annotation, cellular component: intracellular membrane-bounded organelle.